GGACCGCCUUCUUUGAGAAGGCCACACAGGAUUUUGCCAAGGCUAACAGUCAGUGCCCUGUCUUUGUUCGUGAGGCCUACACCAUGAUAGCAGACCUGGCUAAACAGGGAGAUACCGGGCUACAGAAAAUUACUGAUGCCUUCUCUCUGUGUACACCUCUCAAAAGUGACAGAGUGGCCCACCUGGAGGGUUGGGUACGGAACUCGUUCACUCAGCUGGCAAUGGUUGACUAUCCAUACCCGGCCAACUUCCUUGCCCCCCUCCCCGCCAACCCUGUGUCCUACUCCUGUAAUCUGUUGCUAACGGCGACUGACCGACUGAAGGGACUGGCCCAGGCUGCAGGUUUGUUUUACAAUGGGACGGCUGGCCGGCUGCCCUGUAACAAUAUUGAGACGCAGUUUAUCGAGUGUGCAGACCCGACUGGGUGUGGCACAGGACCCGCCGCCACCAGCUGGGACUACCAGGCGUGCACGGAGAUGUCCCUCCCCAGUGACACAAACAAUAUGACAGACAUGUUCCCCCCGACAAUCUUUGAUCCCUCGGCUUACUGCGAGAAAACAUGGGGAGCUAAACACCGGAAGGGCUGGAUGGACACCCAAUUCUGGGGGAAAAAUAUACUGGCUGCCUCCAACAUCAUCUUCUCCAAUGGUAACCUGGACCCGUGGAGUGUGGGUGGGGUGCAACAGAAUCUCUCUGACAGUCUGGUAGCCAUUAUGAUUGAGGGAGGAGCUCACCACUUGGACCUGAGAUCGGCCAACCCCAAGGACCCACCAGCUGUCAUUGCGGCGAGGAAACUGGAGAGAGACACUAUUGCAAAGUGGAUUAAAUAGUUGACGUACGUAGUCUGAUUUAUAGUUUUUAUUGUUUUACAUAACCAUUUUUUGCGUACACCAAGUGAAAUGUUGCAACCUGUGUUAACUACA
Halichondria panicea is the source of this 923-nucleotide messenger RNA. Its product is annotated as dipeptidyl peptidase 2-like. The coding region runs from base 84 to 830 and encodes 248 amino acids. NCBI's taxonomy places the organism in Eukaryota, Metazoa, Porifera, Demospongiae, Suberitida, Halichondriidae. The transcript has 8 exons. Gene Ontology annotation, biological process: proteolysis. Gene Ontology annotation, molecular function: dipeptidyl-peptidase activity; serine-type exopeptidase activity. The record is from RefSeq and is a predicted model, not a curated record.